CCCACCUCAUCUCACCUCAUGGCGCAAAUGCAUUCUCGCAUUUGUGGACCGCCGCCGCCGUCGUCGCUCGCUGCUAUCGCUACUUUCUACUUUCUGCUGGCACCAUCCCUGUGUCGCUUUGCCGAGUCGCAGGGACUCUUCGAUAAGGGGAGGAAGGAGUGACUUUGGAAGACCGACAACGAGGAAGUGGCAGUGCCGUCAGCUUCAUUCUAUCUUAUCUGUUCUUUUGACUUGGUAAAUUGCCCGGCAAGUUCAGGGUCCGACGGCUGCGUGACGACGGCUUGCAUGUGUUCCUCGCCAAGGCCGCUGCGGAAACAGGGUCGAUCGCUGCCGCAUCGUCUCGACUGCGGAACCUUUUGCAGCCGCAACGAAGGAACCCAAAAGCCAAGUCUCCACCAUGACGGUUGGCGAAAUGGAGACCGGAUGGAUUUUGUUGGUGGCUCGCUGGGUGACCCGCUUAUUUUGGCGACAUCUACAUAUGGAUCUAUCUACGAUGUACACUACUGGUCAUGCCAUACCCAUCGCGUACAUUGAGGUACAGUACCUCAGGAACGACGCGAUGGCGGUGAGAUGGAGACUGUGGACCUCAAACGUUCUUCCCGUUCGUCUUCUGCUUCUGCCUCUCCGUCCCACCCUCCCUUUUAUGCCCACUGUACCCUGUAGUAGACAAUCCGCUUAUAUCCUGUCCUGUCGGAAUCAGAAAUUUCUACCAAGUAAGUUCCUUGUGCGCUGGUGGAGCGAGCGCUGCCUUGGAUCCAAAAAACUUCUCAUGCUACUUCGCCUCCACGGUAUCCACGGGCCAUGCACGACUCAAGAAACUCAUCCCAAAGGUGUCACUGCACCGACUAAGAACCCGCGUUUGCCUGGUUUUUGCGGAUACUUCUCUCCAAAUAGUACAGGGGACAAAAGGGGGGAGGGAUUGAGCCCGCGCGACUCUGAGAGCGAGCGAAGAGAGUGAGACGUCAGCAUCAAAUCAAGAUGUUCUCAUGUCAGGAGUAUAUAAUCCGGUAUCCCCCCGUACGGCAGCAGAGUUGUCGCAUACUCUUUUGUCCCAGUAUUUUAUCUCAGCAUCAUCUGCAUCGCUGAAAGCCUCCAUCUUUUAAAGAUCUGGCUUUUUCCAUCAGUCUCCUUCUCUAUCUACACAUCACUUACACCUAACACACUCCGUAAACCCCCUUUAAAUCACAGCUCGGUCUCCCAACCGCCAUCGCAUCCUCACUCCCAAUCGCCCAACAUGGCUCCCAACCACCGAGCUUCCUCAACCGGCAGUUUCAUCGAAAACAUCGUGGCUGCCCGGAAGCAGUUGGAUAGCAUGGCCUUGAGCACCCCCGACUCUUCGCUUGACGGCUCCGAUGGCUCGCCCGGUGGCUCUGCCGGCUCGUCCGCGCUCGGUAGCCCUGCCGGCGCUCUUUCACCCGUCACCCCCACACUUGACGCACCCGUGGCCGACAGCUUCGCCUUCGCCUUCGACAUCGACGGUGUUCUGAUCAGAGGCGGUCGUGCCAUCCCCGAGGCUGUCGAGGCCAUGAAGGUGCUCAACGGCGAGAACGAAUACGGCAUUCAGAUUCCGUACAUCUUCCUCACCAAUGGUGGUGGCAAGACGGAAGAGGAGAGAUGUGGCGAUUUGUCGAAGCAGAUGGAAAUCGAAAUUUCUCCAGCACAAUUCAUCUGCGGCCAUACCCCUAUGAGGGAAAUGGCCGAACGAUUCAACACUGUUCUUGUCGUCGGUGGUGAAGGCGAGAAGUGCCGUCAAGUGGCCGAGGGCUACGGCUUCAAGGAUGUCAUCACCCCUGGCGACAUCAUCAAGCAUAACUCCGCCACAACACCAUUCCGCAAACUCACGCAGGACGAGCUGACCAACUCCCGUGAGCGUGACUUUACCGACGUCACCAUUGAAGCCAUCUUUGUCUUCGCCGAUUCUCGCGACUGGGCCGGCGACAUCCAAAUCAUGCUCGACCUCGCCAUGUCCAAGGGCGGUAAGAUUGGUACCUUGAGCGACACCCUAGACGAGGGCCCGCCAAUCUACUUCUCCCACAACGACAUUGUCUGGUCCGCCGCCCACGAUAACGUUCGUCUCGGCAUGGGUGCGCUUCGCCGCAUGCUCGAGGUCAUCUUCAAGGACGUCACCAAGAAGAAGGGCAAGCUGCACACCCACGCCUUUGGCAAGCCCCAGGUCAGCACCUUCGAGUUCGCGACGCGACUUUUGCAACAAUGGAGACGCCAGCAGCACGGCCUCGACGCACCGCCCGAUACUGUCUACUUUGUUGGCGACACGCCCGAAAGUGACAUCCGCGGCACCAACCUCUACAACGAGCAUGCCGAUAAUGAAUGGCAUAGCAUUCUUGUCAAGACUGGCGUUUAUCAGGACGGCACCGAGCCCGCCUAUAAGCCCAAGGCCACUGUGCCUACCGUUCUGGACGCUGUCCGCUACGGUAUUCAACGCGAGAUUCGCAAGCGUGUUGUCUCUUCUUUGCGGAAGGACAUCCUUGGCGAGGCCGAUUGUCUGCGCGCCAUGCAGGAGAAGGACAGUGCCGUUCUGACUCCUCUCGAUGAGCGCACGCAACCGAUUCUGGGCUGAGGUUUUGACGAGUAUCUACUACAAACACACACUUUGCUGCAUUUUAGGACACCAGCGAGUUUCACCGGUUUGACAUUUCUUCAUUUUGGAAAAGGUUCUUUUGGAAGGGUUUUAUUUUUUCAUUCUUCUUGUUAGGGAUUGGGUUUUGUUCCCCCCCUGGCGUAAAAUUGUGAUACCAUAGGCGCUAUCAACAACGAAGAUCACGACUAGAGUCGGAAGUUAGAUAACAGGUUUUAUUGUCGGCAAGCUGGAAUACAUGAUACACAGGCGCAUUUAGACGCCGAGUUUUUUCUUCUUCCUUGUCCAAGACUUUAACUCCAUCAUUCCCGCCGUCUUUUCCCUGAUUCUGUCUGUACACACUUAUGAGGUGAGGCCCUAGCAGGAUUAGUCUGCUAAUGUCGCCGGUUCCUGACCAUGGAGCAAUCAAUAACACCUGUGAGUUUCCAGGCACCAAUCAAUAGUUGCAAAGAGCCAAGCAAGUUGAGCGACGAGGGUUUUGUUGACUUGCGCAGUAGCCGUACGCAGUAAGUAUCGGCGCCCCCUCUCCCAGACGGAGUAAGUGAUCGCCAUUGGUUCGCAGCAUUCCCUCAACCGUAUCAAGGCGGGAUGUUGAUGCCGAAGGGGAAUACAUUGCUACCCGUUUGGGCCGAUGCCGAGGCUGCAAAACGCCGUCAUUUUGCGGCCUGGCGCCGCGCCGUUCUCCUGCAGGGCUUGGCCAAGGCCACCGGCCGGCGGCGUCCAAGUACGAAUAUGAUGCUAGUGCAACCCCCCCUGUUCGCUCAAUGUUUUUGUUGCGCCGCAUGCAAGCCGAACCGAAUUCCCGUUGCUGCGCAGCUCCUCUAACUUAACCAGCAUCUCCGGCCUCAACAUCGAGGAAGUUGAUGGUGUCGACCGUAGCUUGCCCCCCCACUCUUCCCUUCCUGCAUGGUCCGAUUGUUGGUUACGGCUACCAUCGCAGCGGAUUUCCCUGUGUCUC
Colletotrichum destructivum is the source of this 3554-nucleotide messenger RNA. Its product is annotated as Putative HAD-superfamily hydrolase, subfamily IIA, HAD superfamily. The transcript is spliced from 4 exons. Gene Ontology annotation, cellular component: mitochondrion. Lineage: Eukaryota; Fungi; Ascomycota; Sordariomycetes; Glomerellales; Glomerellaceae. The record is from RefSeq and is a predicted model, not a curated record. Bases 1235 to 2578 code for a protein of 447 amino acids. Gene Ontology annotation, biological process: glycerophospholipid biosynthetic process.